CCGCGGCGGAGCGGCGUCGUUCGCCGGGUGCUCCGAUUCCGAGGCGGCGGCGGGGGAGGGCCUGGGCCAAGAUGGCGGAGGGGGUGCUGAGCGCCGGCAUCAACCUGGAGGCCUUCGCCCAGGCCAUCGCGGCCAUCCAGGCGCUGCGCUCCAGCGUCACCCGCGUCUUCGACUGCCUGAAGGAUGGCAAGCGCAACAAGGAGACGCUGGAGGGCCGCGAGAAGGGCUUCGUCUCCAGCUUCCAGGAGAGCCUCCACUCCGUCAGCCGGGACCUGGGAGAACUGGAGCGUCUGAGCAAUCUUGUCGGCAAGCCCUCUGAGAACCACCCUCUCCACAACAGUGGAUUGUUGAGCCUUGAUCCCGUGCAAGACAAAACUCCUCUCUACAGUCAGCUACUUCAGGCCUACAAAUGGUCAAACAAGUUGCAGUAUCAUGCAGGAUUGGCAUCCGGCCUGCUGAAUCAGCAGUCCUUGAAACGGUCUGCGAACCAGAUGGGAAUGUCUGCCAAACGGAGGCCAAAAGCCCAGCCUACCACUCUCGUGCUACCUCCUCAGUAUGUUGAUGAUGUGAUCAGCCGGAUUGAUAGAAUGUUUCCUGAAAUGUCCAUUCACUUAUCCAGACCAAAUGGGACCUCCGCAAUGUUGAUGGUUACUUUGGGGAAAGUGUUAAAAGUCAUAGUGGUGAUGCGAAGCCUCUUCAUCGACCGAACAAUUGUAAAAGGUUAUCAUGAAAAUGUCUACACAGAAGAAGGCAAGCUUGACAUUUGGUCCAAGUCCAACUAUCAAGUAUUCCAAAAGGUAACCGAUCACGCGACUACUGCCCUGUUGCAUUACCAGUUGCCCCAGAUGCCAGAUGUGGUGGUCAGGUCUUUUAUGACCUGGUUAAGGAGUUACAUAAAGCUGUUCCAAGCUCCAUGCCAACGCUGCGGAAAGUUUCUGCAGGAUGGUCUGCCACCCACAUGGCGGGAUUUUCGAACCCUGGAAGCCUUCCAUGACACAUGUAGGCAGUAACCUACUUGGAGGGACCAGAUGUCAGGAUGGAUCACGAAUCAGACGGGCAUCUCACUCCUCUGCUGCACUUCUGAGUUGGUGUUGCCUCCUUUACCAAGUUCAGUUUUAUGCAAGUCAAAAAAGAGUGCUGGGUGACGCGCCGUUCUGAAAGGCUCUGUGUGGCUGGUUCAGUUCAGCAAAGCAGAAGAGGACAAAAGGGGGUUGAGUGGGGCAUAGGCCUCUCUGGAAACCCUGGACAUCAAAUACAGAAGUUUAUCCUUUGGGAUCAUCCUUUAUCACCGUUGGCCAUAAAUAUUAGAUAGUUUUCAAUGGGAUGUACAUUAUAGCUAUUGCCAGCAUAUUAUUUUCAACAUCAUCUUUUUGUAAAAUAUGAAUAAAAAUCAACAUUCAACUCAGG
This is a messenger RNA of Eublepharis macularius, 1407 nucleotides long. It is a transcript of the gene MED27, whose product is annotated as mediator complex subunit 27. The record is from RefSeq and is a predicted model, not a curated record. Lineage: Eukaryota; Metazoa; Chordata; Lepidosauria; Squamata; Eublepharidae. Gene Ontology annotation, cellular component: mediator complex. Gene Ontology annotation, biological process: regulation of transcription by RNA polymerase II. Gene Ontology annotation, molecular function: transcription coactivator activity. The transcript has 8 exons. The coding region runs from base 72 to 1010 and encodes 312 amino acids.